AUGCCCUCUCUCCUCUCCUCCAAGCCUUUGUUCCUGCAAACAGCAGAAGACUAUCACAAACCUCCUCCCAAAGGCCAACCCUACUCCAUCACCCUCUCAGGCUCUGAACAACCCGGCCGAACCCCGGUGUACCGACACCACAAGUCCCGUGAUGGACUUCUCGAGACACUCGACCCGGCCAUCCGUACAGGCCACGACAUGUUCGAAUCAUCCGCACAGAAACAUCCUCAUGCUCCAUGCCUGGGCUACAGACCCUACGAUUCCGCCAAGAAAGCCUGGGCGCCUUAUGAGUGGCUUGACUAUGAGACCGUUCAGAAGAGACGAGCAGACCUGGGUGUGGGCCUGGUGGAAAUCCACGCACGAGAGGGCAUCACUGGCACACAAUAUGGUGUUGGAUUGUGGUGUCAAAACCGACCCGAAUGGCAGUUGACUGAUCUGGCUUGCAUGUCACAAUCGCUCUUCAGUGUUUCGCUCUACGAUACCCUAGGUCCGGAGACAUCUGAGUACAUCAUCAGGCAUGCAAACUUGGCCUGCGUGGUGACUUCAUUGGCGCACGUUCCAGUGCUUCUCCAGUUGAAAUCACGGUUGCCCGACCUCAAAGCUCUUGUUGUGCUAGACUCGCUCGCUCCUGCCACAAAUGAGGCCCCGGAAUUGUCCAAGCAAGCCCUUCUCGACUCGCUAGCCAAGGAAGCAGGUAUCAAGAUUUAUUCUCUAGAAACCGUGGAACAGUUGGGAGCUUCGUUGAAGAGGCCAUAUAAUCCUCCAAGACCGACAGAUGCCAUCACGAUCAACUAUACGUCCGGAACCACCGGUCCACCAAAGGGAGUCUUGCUGACGCACGCGACCGCUGUUGCUGCAACAUCAUCUUCGCUUGUUGCUUCACCCACUGAUCACAACGGAGUUUCAAUCAGCUAUCUGCCUUUGGCUCAUAUUUAUGGCCGACUUCUCGAGCAUUCAGUCCUCUGGUCUGGAAGUCGGAUUGGGUACUUUCACGGUAACCCUCUUGAGCUAGUUGAUGAUUUGAAGCUGCUUCGCCCGACCACAUUUGCUUCCGUUCCUCGACUAUACAACCGCUUCGGAGGUGCUAUCAAGUCACAGACAGUGGAGCAACCGGGAUUCAAGGGCGCUCUCAGUCGACAUAUUGUCAAGACCAAACUUGCCAACGCCAAUCCCGCUCCAAAGACUCCUGGAGCGUCUCCUCCGACUCCUACCUUCAAGCAUGCGUUCUACGACCGUAUUUGGGGCCGGAAAGUUGCCGGGGCUUUUGGUUUGGACCGUGUCACUACCAUGGUAUCUGGUGCUGCGCCUCUUGAUCCAUCGCUACAAGCCUUCCUUCGUGUGGUGUUCGCCUCGAGAACCAUGCAAGGUUACGGACUGACGGAAACCUAUGCAAUUGCUCUCGUCCAACCAGUAGAUGAUUUCACUGUCUCAAGCGUUGGUGGUGUGGUCCCCUGCCAGGAAGCUUGCCUCUUGAGUGUUCCAGACAUGGACUAUACCGUCGAAGAUAAGCCCCAUCCGAGAGGCGAGCUUCUCCUGAGAGGUAAAUCCGUGUUCAGUGGUUAUUACAAAAAUGACGAAGAGACCGCAAAUUCAUUUACCGAGGACGGUUGGUUCAAGACUGGUGACAUUUGCAGCGUGGACGAACUUGGCAGAUUCUCAAUCAUUGAUCGAAGGAAGAAUGUGCUCAAACUGGCUCAGGGAGAAUAUCUUUCGCCUGAAAGAAUUGAAGGUGUCUAUCUGUCAUCGUUGACAUAUCUCGCUCAAGGAUUCGUCUACGGAGACAGCGUGCAAACAUUCCUCGUUGCUAUUUUUGGAGUUCAACCCGAUACAUUUGCCGUUUUCGCAUCCAAGGUCCUCGGUCGCGAGAUCUCGCCGACGGAUUUGGUGGCCAUCAAAGCAGCUGCCAGCGAACCCAAGAUCAAAGCAGCUGUUCUGAAAGAUCUAGACAAAGUCGGUCGAAAGAAGAAGUUUGCUGGCUACGAGAGGGUCAGAAAUAUUUACCUGACACUCGAUCCUUUCACUAUCGACAAUGAGUUGUUGACGCCAACCUUGAAGCUCAAGAGACCAGUCGCCGCCAAGAGGUACCGUGAUGUACUUGAUGGAUUAUAUGCGGAGGCUCUCGAAGCGGAGAAGAGCCAGCCACAGAAAGCCAAGUUGUGA
Exophiala bonariae is the source of this 2160-nucleotide messenger RNA. RefSeq lists its product as uncharacterized. The coding region runs from base 1 to 2160 and encodes 719 amino acids. Gene Ontology annotation, biological process: long-chain fatty acid metabolic process. Lineage: Eukaryota; Fungi; Ascomycota; Eurotiomycetes; Chaetothyriales; Herpotrichiellaceae. The record is from RefSeq and is a predicted model, not a curated record. The transcript has a single exon. Gene Ontology annotation, molecular function: long-chain fatty acid-CoA ligase activity. Gene Ontology annotation, cellular component: membrane; endoplasmic reticulum.